Ceraceosorus guamensis is the source of this 1080-nucleotide messenger RNA. RefSeq lists its product as hypothetical. Gene Ontology annotation, cellular component: endoplasmic reticulum membrane; dolichol-phosphate-mannose synthase complex. Gene Ontology annotation, molecular function: enzyme regulator activity. The transcript has 3 exons. The coding region runs from base 450 to 716 and encodes 88 amino acids. The record is from RefSeq and is a predicted model, not a curated record. Gene Ontology annotation, biological process: GPI anchor biosynthetic process. NCBI's taxonomy places the organism in Eukaryota, Fungi, Basidiomycota, Exobasidiomycetes, Ceraceosorales, Ceraceosoraceae.
CACUGUCACUUCAUCGCUUCCUUCAAACAUUCGAGCCAUCAUCCACUUUAACUCUGAUCUGCAUUCAAGGCGAUCAAGUCAGACAAGUCUGGCCUCGACGUCGGCGCUUUCACUAAAAAUUUCGUCGAAGAGACAUUGCCUAACAGCUUCCGCGUUCAGAUCCGUGUCGAAGUCACAUCCUUGCCUGCUAGCGCCCCCCUCCCCCUCCGCCCCUCUCCUUGUGGGUGGAUCGCAAUCGUCGCUGGGAGGUCGAGAUCGAUACGCAGCGCUUGCAACGGAGCGUGAUCAGACACGCCAGAUAUCAGCUGCGCCGGUGCCGGACGGGAUCCUUGACCUCGACGUGUCGGUUUGGUAGCAAGGGAUCAGGCGGUCGAGUGGGGGUAAUGCACCGCACCUACAACUUUCACCAAUAAACCAUUUCUGCGCAAGCCAUCCCCCCUUUUCCCAACAUGGCUGCUUCGGAUCGACUAUUGGGCGGUUUGCUGCUGCUCAUCGCAGGUCUCGUCUUCACAUACUACACCAUCUGGACAUUCAUCGUGCCCUUCUUUCCAUCCUCUUCACCUCUGCAGCAAAUCUUUCCAGAUCGAGUCUGGGCAAUCAGACUUCCAGCGCUCAUCUUGGUCUUGGGAUUAGCGGGCGUAGGAAGUUUUGUGGGCUUGGUGAUGCAGAAGGAAGCUAGAAAGAGGGCAGAGAAGGAGGCUAGGAGGAACAAUUGAAGGCUUUUUUUUUGUUUCCACACCCCUACCCCCGAGCUACGAGGCCUUGUUGCUCACGGAAUACUCGAGUUCGACAUUGGGACUUUUCCCAGGCACGUCAUGUGGAGAACAAAUUUGCCAUACAUGACAGGCCAAGGAACUCUCGCUGCGCGUCAAUUCGAACGUGCUGUGCCGAAUCAUGGACAAUCAGGCCUCUAGAGACGUAAAGGCAAUCCAAGCACACGAGAGUUUCGCUCGAUAGUUGCCAUUUCAUCAGAUGGAAAGAGGCAUUCGAGUACGCGAGACAGGAUGACAUGCAGGACGAGCGAAUAAGACAGACCAUGGGGACAGUGAGUCGAAGGGCGCACAGGACGUCGGCGGCAGG